Messenger RNA from Cylas formicarius (sweet potato weevil), 2672 nucleotides. RefSeq lists its product as uncharacterized. The record is from RefSeq and is a predicted model, not a curated record. Bases 106 to 2418 code for a protein of 770 amino acids. The transcript is spliced from 6 exons. Lineage: Eukaryota; Metazoa; Arthropoda; Insecta; Coleoptera; Brentidae. Gene Ontology annotation, molecular function: dopamine receptor binding.
CGUUGACGUUACAAUGACAGCUGGAUAACGUUAUUUCUGACAACUUUGUCAUCGGUUAAGAAAAAUGAUUUAAACAAAACCCAUGUGCCAAAAAUUACAAAUUGAAUGCAAAUUAAAAAGGAUCGCCGGACGAUGUCGGAUAAAAACCGGACGAUGUGCAGCGAUGCUGUGGAAAAAAUAAUUGGUAACAUGACAUCAGAAAUACAAAGCAAUGAUGGCCAGUAUGUCCCACUUGGAUUCAGUUCUCCGCAAAAUUUGACUGACCAUAUAAACUGGAUGCCUCAAUCGAAUUCUUUUAUGAAUUAUCCUGUCCAGUAUUCUGAUUCUCAUUUGAAUCAUCCUUCCAGAGAGCAUUUUCAGCAACCACAAGUGAACUUUAUUCACCAAAAUGCUGCGAUGUUUGAACCAGCUUUGUUUCAGAAAAAUAUAAAUUUGUCCGAUUUCCAUCUAUACAAAAAUAGCGUAGCUCCUCCACCCAUUUACAACAAUUAUUUACCAGAAAACACAAUGUCUGAUGUCUUGCCUGAAUCAACUACUCUUCCGGCAAAUCACACACAUCUGAUAGAGAAUUUGGUUGGUAACUGGGUAGUUCCAAAUAAUAGCGGAACUUACACACCAUUUGGCUGUUCUGAAACAUUUAAACCAAAUGUUUUUGAUAUUCAAAAUCAUACAGAUGUAGGUUUAGACCCAAAUGAGGACAUGAAAUAUCCAAAUGUUGCUGAAAUAACUAUAGAUGAUAAAUUUAAUUUUAAUAGAGACAGAAAACCUCGCAUGGUGGCAGAAGUCAAACCUAUGCGUCCAAGUUAUUCAGAUGUGCUUACAAAACCUGUCCCCUCAACAUCUGCAAAAUUGUUAAAGAGUGAUGCUAAGGAAACAAAACUAAAAAAGGAGAGUAAGAAAAGUAGUAAGGCAGAGAAAGCCCAAAAAGUGGGAAGUCAGUUGAGUCGCAGUAACACAAAUAAUGACAUAAAAGACAUACCAAAUGAUAAAUUUUUCACUUACAAAGCUGAAAAGAAGAUUGCAAAAACAAACCAGUUGAAUCGAAAGUGGGCUUCAUUAGAUGAUAUCAGUGAACCAAGUGCUAAUAAGAUAGAAGAAAAUAAAAAGAAAAAACAAGAGGAAAAUGUAAACAGAACAGUCAAUAAGCCAUUAAAGAAUAAAAUAAAUAAAACAUUAAAUAAUAUUCCAGAUUUUCAAUCUGAAUCACUAAAACCAGAAACAUAUAACAUAACUAAGAAUAAUUUGAAAAAAAAUAAAAUUAGCUCAAAACAAAAGCAGGGUGAAUUGCAAAAUGUAUCUGAUAGACCUACUGCUAAAAGAACUCAAAGGAAUAAAAAGAAGGAAAAUCAUGUACCAUUUGCUCUAUUUCAACAAAAAAUUAAACACUACACAAAAGACUGGUGGAAAGUGAUUGCUACACUUAUGUUCUGGCUUCUUCAUUUAAUAUCAGAUAUUUGCAGCCUCAGUGUACAUCUAGGAAGAGAUUUUGCAAUUAAUUCAUGGACUUGGAUCACAGUAAACUGGACCUCUUUCAAAACCACAACAGAGUCCUUGUUUAGAAGUUGGAAAUUUUCAAAAUGGAUUUGGGAGAAAUUUAAGGGAAAAAAGAAAACGAAAAUUGAAGAAGAACCCAAUAGUUUCCUUCACAACGGCUUAGACGCGAAUAUUAAUAUGCCCACUACUGGCGAUGAGGCAAUGAAAAGAUUACUUGCCUGUAAAGGCAAAGAUCCCUACAGCAUUUUAGGGGUGACGCCGACAUGUACAGACGAUGACAUAAAAAAGUACUACAAAAGACAAGCAUUUUUAGUACAUCCUGACAAAAAUAACCAGCCAGGCGCUGAAGAAGCCUUCAAAAUUUUAGUUCACGCUUUUGACAUGAUAGGAACUGCCGAGAGGAGAGAAGCAUAUGACCGAGGUGUAGCAGAGUCGGCAUUUAUGGUACAGAAUUUUAGUCAAAUGGCUGAGUUGUUGCAAAGGCUGCAACAGAAAAUGGAGAUGAACGCCAACACAAUACGGUGUAGUUCUUGUGGGGACAGGCACAAACGAACAAAAGUGGAGAGACCAAGUUAUGCAGCUAGAAAUUGUAACAUGUGCAAAAUUCACCAUGCGGCACGAGAAGGGGACAUUUGGGCGGAAGCAAGAUGUUUCGGCUUCGUCUGGCACUAUUUUGCGUGUAUGGAAGGAUCGGUUUACGAUAUAACUGAUUGGGCGGGAUGUCAAAAAGAGACUUUAAAACAUUUGAAACCUGACUCGCAUCAUGUACAAUAUCGAAUUGCCCUAGGAAAACAAAACAACCAGCCUAGGAGAAACAGUUCAUCCCCUCGAAUGGAUAAACCUGACCUAGAGAAUUUGUUAAAUUCCCUUUAUGGCCAUAGUGAUAAUCUCACUUCUAAAAGAAAAACUAAAAAUAAGAAGUAAUAGCUUUUGUUCAUGUAUAGGGGCUGUCAUGCUUUGGGAUUAUUUGAUCUGAUCGGGUUCUGUAUUUUAAGAAUUUGUUUAAUUACAUAUGUUUAAUUGAAUGCAUUAAUGACUAAUUUAAGUGGAAAUUUAAUUGUUUCUGUUAAUUUUAUCGAUCAAAUAAUUCCAUACAUCACCCCAUAGAGCAUUAUUUACUAAUAACUGCGCUCCUCUUUAUUGUACUGCUUUGAAAUAAAUGACAGAAUACAAACGUA